AUGGCCCUUUCGCCGCAGCAUCAACAGCACCGCCUUCGCUCUCUCGAUGACGACGUCAUCGGGGGCAUCAGUUGGAAGCAGAUCCUCCAAUUAGCCCUCAUCUCGUUGGCAUGUUUCUUCGACGCACAACAAAAUUUUAUCACCAUCUUCACCGACGCCCAGCCCAAAUGGAGCUGCAAAUCUCGAUCCCCUGCCGCGUGCGCCGACAUGUGUCGGUUGCCGGAGGGCUCAUGGUCAUGGGAUUCCUCCGCGCACUCGUCCACCGUGUCCCAAUGGUCCCUCCAGUGCGCGAGCCCGAUUGUCCGUGGCUUGCCCGCCUCGUCCUUCUUCCUUGGCUGCCUGAUCGACGGCCUAGCCCUCUCCACACUGGCCGACUCCAGUCUCGGUCGAAAGAACAUGCUCGCCCUAUCCUGCCUCGUCAUGUCGGUUUUUGGGUGCCUAACCGCGCUUUCCAUGAACGUGUGGAUGUACGCCGCGCUCCGAUUCAUGAGCGGUAUCGGACGUGCCGUGAUCGGCUCGUGCUCGUUUGUCCUCGGGACCGAACUCGUCGGCCAAAAAUGGAGGGGGAAAGUCGGCAUUUUUGGCUUUGUGUGUUAUGACCUCAGCUUUCUCUCCCUCCCGAUUUUGGCAUAUCUGCUAAGGGGGUCCUCUUGGAGAUUAAUGUACAUUUGCACUUCCGCUCCCUGUGUUUGCUACUCAAUUCUUGUCUACUUUUGGGCUCACGAGUCUCCGAGAUGGCUUUUCAUCAAGGGUAAAAAAAGGGAAUUUGCGAGGACCCUCAAAAGCCUCUUGCGAAAGGAGAAUUUUGAUCUCACCAUGGUGGAUUCUUUGCAGUGGGCUGAGGAUUCUGCAGAACAGAAUCACUCUGUUGCGUUUAAAGUCUUGCUCGUGUGUAAGUGGGCAUUGAAGAGAUUGAUAAUGAGCUCCGUGGCAGGGUUCGCAGUUGGGCUGGCCUACUAUGGGAUGCCUUUAGGCCUCGGGAGUCUGCACUUCAAUUUAUACAUAAGUGUCGGGCUGAAUGCCUUGUCGGGCCUCUUGUCGAAUGUGGCCCUGCUAUUUGUGAUUGGGAGAAUGAGGCGGAAGGUGUUGAUGGGUGGGUUGUGUUUCCUAAGCGGUGUUUGCAACUUGGCGGGCGUGUUCGUGGCGCUGAAGGGGUGGAAGAUGGGGAUGGAACUACUCUCGUUCUUUUGGGCGGGUAUGGCUUUUAACGUGUUGCUGGUGUAUGUGAUGGAGAUGUUCCCGACGUGCGUGAGAAACUCGGCUGUGUCGGUUGUGAGGGAGGCCAUUUUAUUGGGCGGGUUUCUUGGGCCCGUGGUUGUGGAUGUGGGGCCCGCGGGGAAGGGGUUUUUCCCAUACGGGGUCUUUGGGGUGACGAUAUUGGUAUGCGGGUUAUUUGUGUUGUGGCUUCCGGAAACGAAAGGGAGGGUGUUGUUCGAUACUAUGGACGAAGAGGAGGACUAUAGAGGAGCUGUCUCACAAUCGCACUUGUGGCACAGUCGCUUGGGCCACAUGUGCGAAAAAGGAAUGAAGAAGCGAGUGAGCUUCAUAACCACCGGGAGAGCUCCAAAGACAGAAAAACUGGAGCUCGUGCACACUGACUUAUGGGGGCCAGCACCGGUGACAUCUCUUGGAGGAUCGAUGUACUACAUGACGUUCGUCGAUGACUGCACAAGAAAGGUAUGGGUAUACUUUCUGAAAAGAAAAUUCGAAGCCUUUGAUACUUUCAGGAGAUGGAGAGCACUCGUGGAGAAAGAGACAGGUCUGGAAGUGAAAUGUCUCAGAUCCGACAACGGUGGCGAGUACAACAGUGAAGCCAUCAAAGAAUACUGCGCUGAUCAUGGGAUCCGGAUGCAGAAGACGGUCCCAGGGACACCUCAACAAAAUGGCAUUGCAGAGAGGAUGAACAGAACACUGAAUGAGCCAGAUUCAGUGGGAGCUCAGAUAGAUGAGAUCGAGCGUACAGAAGAAGAGGCAGAACCAGAAUCGGAUGAACCGAUUGUUGAGAGCAGCACGCCUCUAGCACUGGGCCGAGAACUGAGGAUGAGAAGGGCCCCGGAUAGAUGGGUCUAUCGGGUCAAGGAGGAAUCAGAUGGAACAAAACGGUACAAGGCCAGACUUGUAGUAAAGGGAUUCCAACAGAGAUACGCCGCAUGGGUCUCACCGAAGAGGUUGCUUCAUCCUGCCCCCAACGUCAUGCUGGCCCCACCUAUCCAGCCACUAGUUCCCACCGAGUUUCAGGGAGCUUGA
Striga hermonthica is the source of this 2247-nucleotide messenger RNA. Lineage: Eukaryota; Viridiplantae; Streptophyta; Magnoliopsida; Lamiales; Orobanchaceae. The record is from the annotation of a GenBank genome assembly.